This is a messenger RNA of Camelus dromedarius (Arabian camel), 4239 nucleotides long. RefSeq names its product oxysterol binding protein 2 (gene OSBP2). Gene Ontology annotation, molecular function: cholesterol binding. Gene Ontology annotation, cellular component: perinuclear endoplasmic reticulum; cytosol; intracellular membrane-bounded organelle. The transcript is spliced from 13 exons. The coding region runs from base 534 to 2876 and encodes 780 amino acids. The record is from RefSeq and is a predicted model, not a curated record. NCBI's taxonomy places the organism in Eukaryota, Metazoa, Chordata, Mammalia, Artiodactyla, Camelidae.
GCCUCACUGUGGGGCAGGCAUUGUGUUAAGCACUUUACAGACAUAGACCCAUUUUACAGAUGAGGAACUGAAGGUUAAGAAGUUAAGUAACUGCCAGGUUGCAGGGGUGAUAAACAGCUAAGUGGGACUUGAAGUUCUGCUUGAUUCCUAAAGGGGAGAGGCAUCUCUUGGACAGUUAAUGAAAGGGGCGGCUCUGUCCCCUUUCUGUUUAAGACACGGCUUGGCCUGUCUGCCCGAAGAGGAGUAUGAGAGUCCACCCGUCAGGGACUGUGGGUCUCCUCCUCACCCUCCCUGCAGAGCUCAGCCCACAGCCAGGCCCCUACUUAUGACCUUGCAGCCAUAAGAGACAGGCAGGAGGGCGCCCCAAGCUCUGCAGGGAGGAAAGAGGAACUUUGCAGGGACUGGGCAGCCAAGGCCUGGUGGGCGGGCAGUUCACAAGGUGAUCAGGUUGUGUUCCUGUGUUAGCUCAAGCCAGGGUCUGCACAGAGGAAAACUCUGAACCCCAACUCUUCUCCAAACCUCAAAGCACUGCGAUGCCCCUCAGCACUCACCUGCACAUGCCAUGCAGCCCAGAAAACUCUUCUCACCACCAUCCCUCAUGUCCUUGGUUCAUUCACUGGGUUUCUAUUUGGCACCUCCUGCAUGCCGCCCAGGAGGUGGGGGUCCGCCAGGUGCAGAUGCAGCUCCAGCCCCUCCAGGGCCCCAUGGCUCCUAGGUGGUGGGACCCCUCUCCCCGCCCCAGGCCCCCUGCUCAGUCACUCUGUCAUCAACGCCCCGAGGCAGCUGCACGCAGAAAGUUCUUCAGUGUGAUUCACAGGCGUCCAGUGGUUUCCAAGGGGAAGCAGCUGUGGCUGUUCAGUCCAGGACUAUGUAACCCCACAGUUUCCAGUGACUGGCUCAACUGCACUGGCGCUGUCAAGGAAGGAUCAGUGGGCUGUCGCGUGUGGGUCGCCAGACCUCUCUUUGGCCUGGAGAGAGGCGUUUGUGAUGACUCUGGGGACGACGAAGACACUGCCUCCCCGACCAACAGGACUGAGCUGCACGACACCGUCCGGAACCUCUCCCUGAAGCUGGACGACCUCAGCACGUGCAAUGAGCUGGUGGCCAAGCACGGCGCAGCACUGCAGCGCUCCCUGAGCGAGCUGGACGGGCUCCGGACCCCCUACGAGAGCAGCGAGAAGCUGAAGGCGGUGAACGAGCGGGCCACCCUCUUCCGCAUCACAUCCAAUGCUAUGAUCAACGCCUGCAGGGACUUCCUGGAACUAGCAGAGACGCACAGCCGGAAAUGGCAGCGUGCCCUGCAGUAUGAGCAGGAGCAACGCAUCCACCUGGAGGAGACCAUCGAGCAGCUGGCCAAGCAGCACAACAGCCUCGAGCGCGCCUUCCGCAGCGCCCCCGGCCGGGCCGCCAACCCUAGCAAGAGCUUCAGCGAGGGAAGCCUCCUAACCACCAAAGGCGAGGACAGUGAGGAAGAUGAAGAUACCGAGUACUUUGACGCCAUGGAAGACUCCACGUCCUUCAUCACUGUGAUCACUGAGGCCAAGGAGGACAGAAAAGCUGAGGGUGGGACCACAGGCUCUGUGGACUGGACCUCAUCAGACAAUGUGCUGGAUGGCGCCUCGCUUGUCCCCAAGGGCCCCUCCAAAGUCAAGAGGCGUGUCCGCAUCCCCGACAAGCCCAACUACAGCCUUAACCUCUGGAGCAUCAUGAAGAACUGCAUCGGCCGGGAGCUCUCUAAGAUCCCCAUGCCGGUCAACUUUAAUGAGCCCCUGUCCAUGCUCCAGCGGCUAACCGAGGACCUGGAGUACCACCACCUGCUGGACAAGGCGGUGCACUGCACCAGCUCAGUGGAGCAGAUGUGCCUGGUGGCCGCCUUCUCCGUGUCCUCCUACUCCACCACCGUGCACCGCAUCGCCAAGCCCUUCAACCCAAUGCUGGGUGAGACCUUUGAGCUGGACCGUCUGGAUGACAUGGGCCUGCGCUCCCUGUGUGAGCAGGUGAGCCACCACCCACCCUCUGCUGCCCACUAUGUGUUCUCCAAGUACGGCUGGAGCCUCUGGCAGGAGAUCACCAUCUCCAGCAAGUUCCGGGGGAAAUACCUCUCCAUCAUGCCGCUAGGUGCCAUCCACUUAGAAUUCCAGGCCAGUGGGAAUCACUACGUGUGGAGGAAAAGCACCUCGACUGUGCAUAACAUCAUCGUGGGCAAGCUCUGGAUCGACCAGACAGGGGACAUCGAGAUUGUGAACCACAAGACCAAGGACCGGUGCCAGCUGAAGUUCUUGCCCUACAGCUACUUCUCCAAAGAGGUGGCCCGAAAGGUGACAGGAGUCGUGAGUGACAGCCAGGGCAAGGCCCACUAUGUGCUGUCAGGCUCGUGGGAUGAACAGAUGGAGUGCUCCAAGAUCGUGCAAAGCAGCCCCAGUAGCCCCAGCUCGGAUGGGAAGCAGAAGACGGUGUACCAGACACUACCAGCCAAGCUGCUGUGGAAGAAGUACCCGCUGCCGGAGAACGCAGAGAACAUGUACUACUUCUCGGAGCUGGCCCUGACCCUCAACGAACACGAGGAGGGCGUGGCGCCCACUGACAGCCGCCUGCGGCCGGACCAGCGGCUGAUGGAGAAGGGCCACUGGGACGAGGCCAACACGGAGAAGCAGCGGCUGGAGGAGAAGCAGCGCCUAAACCGGCGCCGGCGGCUGGAGGCCUGCGCGCGGGGCUGUGGCGCGGAGGAAGCAGAGAAGGAGGCCGAAGUGUACAUGCCGCUGUGGUUCGAGAAGAGGCUGGACCCGCUGACCGGGGAGACGGCCUGCAUGUACAAGGGCGGCUACUGGGAGGCUAAGGAGAAGCAGGACUGGCACAUGUGCCCCAACAUCUUCUGAGCGCCCCCUCCUGCAAAUACAGGCGCCUGCACAGCCUAGUCCACCUUUUAUUUAAAGCACUCAAUUUAGUACUCACCCGCCCUCCCACUCCACCUUUUUCUUCUCCUUUUUUUUAAAUAACACAUUUUUGGGGCUCCUGCCUUGGAAGGAGGAAAUGCUGACCCGGGUUCUCUCCAGCCCCCAGGUGCCCCGGGUCUCCCACACCCCUUCACUAUAGACUCGGGCCCCAUCCAAACCGCUGCUCCAGUUACCACAAUUCCAGUUUCCACAACUCAGGCAGGCUGGCCCCCGCCCUGGUCACCAGCCCCACCCAGGGAGGAACUGGUCCCUCCCAGGGAGCUGCUUUUGACUUUUUUAGAAAAAAUGAUCUCCAUUUCUUUCCAGCGAAGAUGUUUAGUAAAUAUUUUUAGUACAGCACUUAGUGGAAAACUUUCUAAGUGUGCUUUCUUGCCACAAAAGUGUCCUGGCAAGAGCCCCUUCUUUUUAAGACAUCAGGAAGCCAGACAGACACCUCUGAGUUGGGAGCAUUUUGUAGCUCAAAUAGCAAAGCCCUUUGUAUCUGAGCUGCCCACCCUCCAGGAGCCCAGGACCCCCCAGAAAAGGGAACCAAGGGGCUGCCCUGGCCCAGGAGAGCACAAGUCAGUUGUCUCUGGAGCUCAGCCCCAGCAGCCAUGUGGAUUUGAGGGCAACAGCCCCUGCCUAGCCUUGGCCGUGCUGGGGCUGCUCCCCAGCCCCAAAAAGGCCAGGGGCCCAGCCUGCAGGUGCUCCUGCCCCAGAACCAUGCCCCAAAUCAGCAAUAAGAACCAACCCUCAGCUCAGCCUGGGCUGGUGUCCUGGGCACCAGAGACUCAGCAUCCCGCCUCUGGGGUGCCCCAUCUCAGUACCCCCUGAACUCUUUAUUUGCCUGAUUUAUAUCUAUGAUAUAUAAAUAUAUAUAAAAUAGCUAUUUUGCUUAAAUUUGUAUGGUAUAUAGAAGUGCAAAAAUGAUGAAGACAGGGCACUCCUGUCUGAGUUUGGCCCCAUCAGCUGUGCCCUGCCCUCUCCUUGGACCCCCUUCCAAUGGCUUCUGCCACCUGUGGGGGGGGACUGGGCCACUGUCCCAGCCCCUCAGGACCCCCACUCCAACCUUUCCCACUUUUGUUUGGUCCUGAAAAAUCCAUCACAGGGUUUUACUUUCUACUCCAGAACUGGCUUUGUUUUUAUAAAAAAACAAAAGUGAAAACACCAACGUGUGAAAUGCCUUAGGGUGCCCACUGGAGAGAGGGCAGGUGGGCGGGCGGCAGAGCUGUUCAAUGUUCCUCUUCUCAGCACUGUUUGUGAGUGAGCACCUUCUGACCAGUAAUAAAAAACCUUGGAUUUGGAG